Molecule: messenger RNA, 2302 nt
Organism: Lolium rigidum
Lineage: Eukaryota; Viridiplantae; Streptophyta; Magnoliopsida; Poales; Poaceae
Product: guanylate-binding protein 4-like
Exons: 17
Coding region: 1-1827 (608 amino acids)
Molecular function (GO): GTP binding; GTPase activity
Source: RefSeq, a predicted model, not a curated record
AUGGGGCGGCGAUGGACCCCGGGGAUCUGCGCGGUGGCGCUGAUCUGUCUCGCCGCCGCCGCCGCCGCCGCCGCGGGAGACUCCGAUCCCGACGAGCUGGAGCGCGCGUAUCCAAUCGUGGAGCCGGAUUAUGGCCACACUAAACUCCGUCUGUCACAACAAGGUCUAGAGGCCAUUCGAAGGAUUGAAAAUCCUAUAGCUGUUGUUGGUGUCAUUGGUCCAUAUAGAUCUGGAAAGUCUUUUCUCCUCAACCAACUUCUCUCCUUAUCAUGUGAUAAAGGUUUUGGAGUUGGUCAUAUGCGGGAUACUAAAACUAAAGGUAUUUGGAUUUGGGGUACACCUGUUGAGAUGGAUGUUGAUGGCACCAAAGUAUCUGUCCUUUAUCUUGACACUGAAGGAUUUGAGAGUGUUGGGAAAUCCAAUGUAUAUGACGAUAGGAUAUUUGCUUUGGCGACAGUCUUAAGUUCUGUCCUCAUCUAUAACCUUCCUGAGACGGUGCGUGAGGCUGAUAUAUCGAGGCUCUCAUUUGCUGUUGAUAUCGCCGAGGAAUUCUAUGGAAGAGUGAAGGGGGGAGAUAUUGCUUUUGAGCCAGCAAAGCUUCUUUGGCUUAUCCAGAGGGAUUUCUUGCAAGGAAAAUCAGUUCAGCAAAUGGUCAAUGAAGCCCUCCAGCGGGUGCCUAAUGAUAGUGGGGACAAAUAUAUUGAUGAGGUCAAUCAAAUCAGAGAUUCGUUAGCAAUUAUGGGCAACAACAGCACUGCUUUUAGCUUACCGCAGCCUCAUUUACAAAGAACAAAAUUAUGCGAAAUGGAUGACAAAGAGCUUGACCCGUUAUAUGUGAAAAGACGAGAGGAAUUGAAGCAGGUUGUUGGAUCCAUCAUAAAACCUAAAUUUGUACAGGGGAAAACUCUAAAUGGAAAGGAAUUUGUCUCCUUUCUGGAGCAGAUACUCGAGGCUUUGAACAAAGGAGAGAUUCCAUCAACGGGGUCUCUUGUUGAAAUAUUCAACAAGGCCAUUCUAGAACGCUGUUUGAAUGUAUAUAAGGAAAAAAUGGAUGGCUUAGGUCUACCUGUACCAGUAGACAAACUGCAGAAAAUUCAUGAGGUGGCGAAUGAUCAAGCCAGAAUGCUCUUUAAUAAGCAGCACUUUGGUAAGCAUCAUGCUGGUCAGUCAUUCGUCAAGCUUGACGAAGAGAUUACAAAGGUGUACAGAAACUUCCUUCUAGCCAAUGAGUAUCAAUCCUCAAAACUUUGUGAAGCACGUUUCUCAGAAUGUGAAGAUAAAAUGGAUCACCUUCAAGUCUUGAAACUUCCUUCCAUGGCUAAGUUCAAUGCAGGCUUUUUUCACUGCAAUCGGACAUUUGUAACGGAAUGUGUGGGGCCUUCGAAAGAAAGAUAUGAACUUAGAAUGUCAAAGAUGCUCCUCAAGUCUCGUGCUCUUUUCAUCAAGGAGUACAAUAACAAGCUCUUCAAUUGGUUGGUGACCUUCUCUCUGGUCAUGGUCGUGCUUGGCCGCUUUGUCAUCAAAUUCCUUCUACUUGAAAUUGCUGCUUGGGUGAUGUUCAUCUUCCUGGAAACAUACACAAGAAUGUUCUGGUCAGCAGAAUCGCUGUACUAUAAUCCAGCCUGGCACAUCAUUGUUUCUUCUUGGGAAACCAUUGUGUACAGCCCUAUUCUCGAUUUGGACAGAUGGGCAAUCCCAAUUGCCUUAUUGCUAUUGUUUUGGCUUUUUUACUGGCGUUGCUUCGGUAGAAGGAAACGGGGCAGUCGCUCUUUGCUCCCACUAUACAAGAAUUCUCACAAGAACUCCACUCGUGCAAGAUCAGACUGAUCACUCGUCAUUAUUUCUGUAAGGGAGGUACAGAAUAUCACCAAAAAAGAUAGAACAGGAGGAUAGUUUGAAUCUUUUCAUCCAUGAUGUUGGAUGGGCUUUCUUUUGCUGACGGUUGCCAUGACCCCUGAGCCUGUCUCAAAUUCGUUUUGCCUGAUGAAGAGAUGGGAAUUCUGGCGUCGGGUGCGUCACAAGCGUUUGUUGUGUGUUCCACAAGCGUUUGUUGUAACACAUGGAUACAUGAAUAUAUUUAUGCACUUUUGUAGGUAGGAUGUUCUUACGAGGUACACCUCAUUCAUUGAUUAUUGUUCACUUGUGAACAAAGUUCAUACAUGAAUUGUUUUGAGGAUAAGCACUCCAGCCAACCUUGCACCUUAGUCCACUAGACUCGAGUUGGCAUAUCACUGAACAUAUUGUAAUGGACCUUCAAUGUUUCAGCCGUUUUGAGCAAUGUAAUUUCUUGGUUUUGGGCAUU